This is a messenger RNA of Vanessa atalanta (red admiral), 1443 nucleotides long. It is a transcript of the gene corto, whose product is annotated as centrosomal and chromosomal factor. NCBI's taxonomy places the organism in Eukaryota, Metazoa, Arthropoda, Insecta, Lepidoptera, Nymphalidae. The coding region runs from base 144 to 752 and encodes 202 amino acids. The transcript has a single exon. The record is from RefSeq and is a predicted model, not a curated record.
CCGGGCGGCGCAGGCGCGCGGGCCGCGGCCACAGUCUCGCGCCUGCCGCCGACUAGCGCGCACGUCCGCGCGCCUUAGCUCGCACAAUCAGCUGAUCGGCGCGCGCCCCGCGGCGCACAUGCCGUGAGGCCGCGCCCGUUACGAUGACGGGCUACGCCCGCGGCGAGGCCGACUUCGCCGCCGCCGACCGCUUCGGACGGGACGCGCGGCCCGCCUCGCUCGCCCCCAAGGAUUACUCGGUGCCUUUACACGUAGACUGCAGUAUCGAAUACGAGCUUCCCGAUUGUGCCAAGCCACCGCAGGGCGUCAAGAUCGAGCCGCUGCUCAUGAUUCACCCGUCGCACUUCCGGAGGCUCGAAAGCCUCAGGCGGGUGCCGUUCGUCAACAACCUUCCCCGAGGAGAUGUAGCCAGCGCUGCAGGAGCCGCGGCGACAGCCUCGGCGGCCGCUCCAGACGCGAGAGCGCGAGGGAGAGCGGUCCGACGCUGCUGUCGAGCGGCACCAGCCCCGCCUGCGCCACCGCCACAGCCUGCCCAGGCGCAACGCGCCAGAGCUCCUGAGGACGCUCGGCGUUACCGGUUCGAGUAUGCACCGGAGGGCGGCGGCAAACUAGCAGCACGAGCUCGACUCAAGCCUCACCCGUACCUGCCGCCCGAAGCGCUCGACUGUGAUAUAGCGCGCGCGCUGCCGCCCGCCGCGCACUACGAGCGCUUCGACAAGCGGGCGCUGCAACAGCUGCCGAUCUACAUGUAGCCGGGGCCGGUCUCUGUGAUGUUUCGUUGUAAUUAGUUAGUGAUAAGUGCCGCGCGGUGCGACCGCGCCGGGCCCGGGCCCGCCGCCGCCGCGCCGCGUAUGAACCGAAUACCAAAUAGUACCUAUGUGCGUUGAUAUUGUUUGAACGUUGAUUUAUGUGUUUCUGUGCCGGACGAUGUGACGCGUACUCGCCGCAGCCCGCCGGCCGUCGCCCGCGCGACGACGCCGGCGCAUACCCACCAACGAAAGUAUUUAUUCGCAGUCGCCGUAACCGAUGCUUCAUGAUAAAUUAUUGUACCGUCGCUAAUUCGUUGCGUAUUUCUGUAUAAGAUAUCAUAUCGAUAAUAAUUAUAUGUUCAAAAAUUGUAUUAUAAUAAAUAUGUACCUAUAGAGUAAAAAAAUGAAAGUGAGAAAAAUAUUACGAAUAAAACUAGAAAUAGUUAUGUUUUCGAAUAGGUGAUGAGUUCUAGAACAGUCCUGAGUGGUAAACUAGAAUCGUACUCUACUCUCAUUUUGUAAGCAGUUAUGUUUGUUAAAAUUAUAUAUAAAGAGUCCUCUGAUGAAUAGUCUGAUUAACAAAUAUUCGGCAUGUAAAAGUCUUUAUAAAACGCUUACUUAGCAUAUCAUAGUAUUAUAUUGUGUCAUAGUCCAAUGCCAAAAAUAUAACUAUCUUUUUACAAAAAUCCCUAAA